AACCGUCUGCCCCCUCCCAGCAGCUCUGCAGGACAGCUCUGGGCUCAGGGAAAUCCAUCCUGGACCCGGCUGGGCUUGCUUACAAAGUGCAAUCUGUCUGAAGUAGCCACGAUGAGGAAGAGACCUGGCAGCAGAAGGGAUGUUACAGAUGAAGCAGCUGAUUAAAGCCCUUCCUGUACCUUCAGAAUGAUUUUUGUGGACAUGGGCUCCAUGGAACUCUGGUGAUCCCUGCUGCUCACACUUGUCACCAUGCUGGCAGAAGGCAUCCUAACGAGGCUCAUCUACAGAGAAAGCUGUCAUCAAGAUAAGCCUCGAAAAUCCCCUGCAUCCCAAAAAGCCAAAGAGGGAAUCUGGAGACAGAAACUUGUAGACAUCCCAAGAAUUAAAGGCUUUGCUGAUGGAUGUGAGAAGCAGGAGGAGCUCUCUGCCAGAAGCAGCAAAGUGGAAGCCGGGAGCAGCCCCCGAUGGGGAUCCAUAGGGAAGGAGCCUGCAAAGGAUCAGGGAAUGCUGGUUAAAGGCACUGCAUCCCCAGCUGUACACAUCCCCAGGAGAGGAGGGAGCCUGGACGAGGUGGAUUUGUACAGGUCCUGGCCAUGCAACAGCAUUUACCAGAACUACCCUGACCUGCAGAUCGGGGGGGACCGCGUGGGGGGCCCCACGCGUGACUCGGGCUGUGUCCUGGACCACGGGUGUGAUGAGCUCCCUGAUGGGCCUGUGCUGCUCUCCAUAGACAUUCCCCUGGGUCAAUCCCCUCUCUGUGAGCAUCCCAGAAAGCCCACUGGGGUGUCCCUGCCUGGAGAUGAAGCUGGAGAAAGGAGCCUCCUGCUCAGCGAGGAGCCCCUGUCCAACUCCGCGCUCAACAAGUACAUGGAAGCCAAAGUGGCAGAGCUCUACAAACAGUUUUUUGAAGAAAGCCUGGCCAGGUGUGGUUCCAUAACAAACCUGCUGACCUGCAGCUGGAUAAGGAACAGCCUGGACCAGAUAAGUGUUCAGAUCUCCCAGGAGCAGAACAUAGAAACCUCCAGAGCCAGGGGAGCCCUCCUGCACUCGUUGGCUUUGUUCAGCUCCCGCAACGCUCCCAACAGGAACAGCUCCGAGUUCAGCACCCCAAACCUCCAAAUCUCCAAGACAGGGGCUGCAAAAUGGAGCUGCAGGGUGGAAUUCACAUCCUGACUGAGCUGCUCAGCUCAGGAGAGGGAUGGGAUUCAGGUAUGAGUGAUUCACUGCGAGGAUUAGGUUGGGAAAUGGAAACAUUUGCACACUACACUUGUUCUAGUUAAUAUUUUAAGUCUU
Melospiza georgiana is the source of this 1293-nucleotide messenger RNA. RefSeq names its product TLR adapter interacting with SLC15A4 on the lysosome-like. NCBI's taxonomy places the organism in Eukaryota, Metazoa, Chordata, Aves, Passeriformes, Passerellidae. The record is from RefSeq and is a predicted model, not a curated record. The transcript is spliced from 3 exons. Gene Ontology annotation, biological process: regulation of toll-like receptor signaling pathway. The coding region runs from base 250 to 1173 and encodes 307 amino acids.